Molecule: messenger RNA, 3925 nt
Organism: Pantherophis guttatus
Lineage: Eukaryota; Metazoa; Chordata; Lepidosauria; Squamata; Colubridae
Gene: IKZF3
Product: IKAROS family zinc finger 3
Biological process (GO): regulation of transcription by RNA polymerase II
Molecular function (GO): RNA polymerase II cis-regulatory region sequence-specific DNA binding; DNA-binding transcription factor activity
Source: RefSeq, a predicted model, not a curated record
UUUCAACUAGGUUCCAGAGAAUGUUAGGAUUCUUUGUGGACAUAUUAACUUCAGCUCUGGUGGCCUGAUGCCUGGCUGUGUACUGCCAAAUGUCCCAUAUAAUGCUCAGUUUUCAAGAGAAGAACAUAUCGCUUCUAAACCGCUCAGUUGACUGCUGGACUCAACAGGUUCAGCCAAGGCUUCAUGGUAACGUUCAGUGGAAUCCCUGAACCCUGGAGCGAAGCUUUCUGACUAGGUGCUGCUGUGAAACAAAAUGGAAGAUUCCCAAGCUGGCCUGGACCUCAGCCGUUGUCAAGAACAAACAGAACACGGAGGUUUACGGGAUAUUUUGAAUGAUGAAGGUCCUAACACAUACCAUGAAACAGAAAACAUACAGACCAGUGAAGAUGAGAAAGAAUAUAAUUCAACUAAUGGAAGAGAGAGAGAAGAAGACACCAUACUUAAGAUCAAAUGUGACUAUGAUGAAAAACAAGAUGGAAUUUUGAAGUCUGAGCCAGUAGAAAUUGAAGAAGAACGCAGGAUCCUUUAUAACUGCAGGCCGGAAUAUGGAGACUAUGACAACAUGGAACUGGAGAGGCCUUCUGAACCAUGUGACCUUGUCAAAUCAAAUACUGCAAAACUGAAGUGUGAUAUUUGUGGAUUGGGCUGUGUCAGCCUCAAUGUUCUGGUGGUUCACAAACGCAGCCAUACUGGAGAGCGCCCUUUCCAUUGUAAUCAGUGUGGAGCCUCAUUUACUCAGAAGGGAAAUCUUCUCCGCCAUGUUAAACUUCACACUGGGGAAAAGCCAUUCAAGUGUCACCUUUGUAGCUACGCUUGUCAAAGAAGAGAUGCACUGACAGGUCACUUAAGGACACAUUCUGUGGAGAAACCAUUCAAGUGUGAAUUCUGUGGACGGAGUUAUAAGCAGAGAAGUUCAUUAGAGGAACACAAAGAAAGAUGUCGGACAUACCUGCAGAAUGCUAGCCUCAGUGAAGCUGAAAGUUCAGAGAGGAGGCACAUCAGAACUGAAAUGGGGACUGAGCGGGCCCUUGUCCUGGACCGCUUAGCAAGCAACGUUGCCAAACGAAAACGUUCCAUGCCACAGAAAUUUAUUGGUGAAAAACAUCCCAACUUUGAAGUGAAUUAUAACCAUGGCUUUUUAUAUGAAAAGGAGAGAGAGGCUAUGCUGCCAGGAUGCAUGGCGGAGCAAGCCUUCAGCAAUGCCAUUGGUUAUCUUGGUGCAGAACCAGCGCACUCACUUGCGCAAACCUCAACUGCUCCAACUUCAGAGAUGGUGCCUGUUAUCAGCAGCCUAUACCCUCUUACAUUCACUCACACUGAAAUGCCCAGUAAUAACCUGCUGAAAAUGGAAAAGAGGGACAUCCAAACGAGAGACAAGAUACCUAUUGAGCAAGGCCUUUCUCCAAACAAUAGUGGUCAACAUUCUACAGAUUCAGAUAACAAUCAAGAAGAGAACCAGAAUCAUGCCUACCUUCAAAAUCAAAUGGUUCCUCCUCCUUUGCAGGCCAGGAAUGGACCUCUGACUUUCAAGGAACACUCUAGACCAUAUGACUUGUUCAGGCAACCAACUGUUUGUCCUUGUGAUGUCUUGAAAGUCUUCAACAAAGAAGGUGAACACAUUGGAUCCUUUAGAUGUGAUCAUUGUCGUAUUCUUUUCUUGGAUUAUGUUAUGUUCACUAUCCAUAUGGGAUGUCAUGGUUUUCGUGACCCUUUUGAAUGUAACAUGUGUGGGCACAGGAGCAAUGACAAAUAUGAGUUCUCCUCCCACAUAAUUCGAGGUGAGCACAAACCAGGUCUGAUAUGAGAGCAAAAUUACUCUAUUCUUUUCUGAGGCACUCAAUGUGCAUCUGUAUUGCAAAAUCAGCCAGUUUUUGAAGUAGAAUUAAAUAUUGAGUUUUCUCAAAAAGAUAAAACAAAUCUGAUCACGGAUGUAUGAAUGGGUAUUUUAAUGAAAUUCACUUAAAGAACUAAAGUGUUCAGCAUUCUUUGACCAGGAACUAAGAAGGUUAAACAUUAUAAUUUCUAAUACAGACAGCAUAAAAAGAACUUUUUAAAAACAACGAUCUUCUUAAAUUCUAAACUUUUUAGAAAAACUGGUUUAUUUUUCAAUGAUUCUCUGCUUUUCAACAUUUUAUUAGCAAUGUACUAACAUUUGGCCCAGCCAUCUUUUGUCUAGUUAAACAUCUUUUGCAUGACUUAUGGCAAAGUGUUUACUGUAUUAUAGUGCUGCCUAACUCCAGCAAAUGUUACGCCUUAUUUUACCACAUGUUGUUUUUUAAGGAAAACAAAGGUUUCUUCCAUACUAGACUGCUAUUAAGCUGUCAAACUGCCUUAUUCAGAAUUCUACUAAAUGUCCAAAUGACAUCAUUUUCUAUUUCUAACCUUCUUGUCUCAGAAUUGCAAUAAAGAAAAAAACCUCCAAAUUGCUCCACAAUGUCUUUCAGCAGCAUUCUGGAAGCACAUAAUGAUGAUAUAUAGAAAGGUAUAAUGACAAAAGUAAAGGCAUUUUCGUACAGAAAGAAAUUACAAUUUAACAAACAUCUAGAACUCAUGUGGUUAAGACCUAAGGAAUGCCAACAAGAAGGGAAUUUUUAAAAUGUGGAAACCUGUGACUGAAUUAAAAUCUAAAUCAUUAUGAACCCAAAGUGCUGAACAUGUAACUUAUUGCCAUCUUUAUGUUUUGGACAUCCAUGAAAAAAAAAUGAAGGUACAUCAUUAUGUGAACAUUUGAUAAAGAUUUGUAGGGGAAGAAUUUAAGAAAUUUCUUAUACAUGCCAUUCUUUGAUACAUGCACUGUCAUAUUUACUUGUAGCCAAUAGAUAUUUGAAGUCAUGUGUCAUACAGAUAUUUGUCAAAUUUGCUGGGAAUGCCUUCAGCUUUUGUUGACUAUUGAGUACGGAACACAAGAUGGGUAGCUAGGAUUUGUUGUUUUUCUAGGAAUGAAGUUAUCCUCUAUAGUAGUAGUGUUCCAAUCCUAAAGCUGCAUCACAUGGACAAAAGUAGCCUGUUAGCUAUAAACUCACACCAAGCAGAAGACAAUUUUGUUGUUUUCUGUCCUUCAAGAUAAAUUCCAGAUUUGAUGAAGAGGGAAAAUUGGGAGUAGGAUGGGGAUGAAGACAUGCCACCACAUUUCAUUGAAAGUCACAUUUUCAAUGAAAUGUCAAAGUUUCUUCUGAGCAAAAUAGUAGGGGAAUAUUGAAGGGAUAUUGAGAUACAAUAAACAGCAAAAUCUCUCAAUGGUGAAUAGGGGGGGGAAUCCAAUACAUGCUAAGAAAUUUUGCUCAGCAUCAGCUUUCAAAAUCUAGAUUUUUUUUCCUUCAAAGAAUUCUUAAGAAAAAAAAUGAAGUUUCUAUAAGGCUAGAGAAAUUACUCAGGCCAGUGGACGAAGAUUUGCAUUACUGUGCUAGUAACUUUUUACUUAAGUUUGCUUAGUCUCAUUUCAUUCUAAUACUUCCGGAAGAAGAAGCUUUUCUCUUACCUAGUAAACAAAAAAAUAUCUACUAUUAUUAUCCAAAUAGAUUUAAUAUUAUCACGUAAUAGCUAAGUCUUAUUUCUAAUAUAUGGUAAUAUUGUGUAUAAACACUGCUGCUUCAACUAAUGGCUGCUUAGAACAGUGGUGGGUUUCAAUUUUUUUUACUACUGGUUCUGUGGGCGUGGCUUGGUGGGUGUAGCAGGGGAAGGAUACUGUAAAAUCUCCAUUCCCACCCUACUCCAGGGGAAGGUUACUGCAAAAUCCCCGUUCCCUCCCAAUCAGCUGGGACUUGGGAGGCAGAGAAUAGAUAGGGACGGGGCCAGUUAGAAUCUUUACUACUGGUUCAAAAUUUCUGCUACCGGUUCUCCAGAACUGGUCAGAACCUGCUGAAACCCACCUCUGGCUCAGAAGCCUUCUCUUAAAAAAAAUUGGAAUGUUUUGACUUUAAACAUA